UAGGCAGCAAAUGGGUCCCCCUAGUGGACCAUUCCUGCACCCACAAUAGGCCAGCGAGGCUCCACACCUAGGCUCACAGGGAAGUAAGCCACCCACACUUACACAAACACCAAUUUCCCUUUUAUUAGCUCCUCUUUCUGUUUCUCCAGAUCCGAAGGCAGUGAUGGAAAUAAACAGGACCUCAACUGAGAUGCUAGUUGACACUGGGGCUACUGUUUCUACCCUAACUCCCUCUGAUGCAGCUGCUGCUAAGGUUGUACCCACCACAGAAACCCUAAGUACCAUAGGAGUGGCUGGAAUUACACAACAAAAUUAUGUCUCAAAACCUGCUGCAGUGUCCUUUCAGGGUCAAACUCUGGAGCACUCUUUUCUACUUAUGGGCGACAACUCACCAGUAAGUUUAAUGGGAAGAGAUUUAUUAGGUAAGUUAAAAGCCACUUUGGUAUGCCAUGCUAAUUUUGUUGAAUUACAGCUCCCUCCAACUUCCCAGAUGUCCUUGACAGUUAGCCAGCCUGGACUUUUCUACAGCCUAAUGUAUAAUGACUUUCAGUCAGAUAUUAUUAUAGGAAGCAUGGUGCCUUUUACCUUUGAUCUAUUGCAGGAGUUUCUCUCAGACAGCCCAGACCUCCCUGAUGUUUCCUCAGCUUGUAUCCCUCCACACCGCAUGCACUGGACUUUGCACGUUGACCCUACAGGACGAGACCUUGAGUAUUUCCAUCACUUUUCUCCCUUUUUAGGACAGGCCUGUAGUGUUUUUGCGUGCACCAUUUUGCUGUGUAAGCAGGGGGGUGCCCUAUUGACACAUCAAUUGGGCCCAGUAGCCUCCAGCUUGUUCCAGCAACCUGACUCCGCACCACAUCUGACUCUCUACACCUGUGAAGGUUACGAGCCUAAAGACUUAGGUCCCAUAGCAAAGACCUUACAGACUCUGACUCCAACCAUCUCACAUUUGUACCAAGGAAUGGUGUACUCCCACUAUGAGGACGUGGCAUGGACAGUGACAGUAGAUGACUCAUGGUUAGCUGAUGACGAAGAUCCUGUAUGUACCAUUUCACCUUUCAAAAACACUAACAUGUCUCACCCUCUUUCUCUGUUUUCAGUUUCUGUUCCUCCUCAGUCCCCUGCCACAGCGGGAGUCCCAGACACAUUGUGGUCUCAGUACUCUAAUGAGUGUGGCCUAAUGUUGUCUCACCCUCCUGUGUCAAUUCUUGUAAAACUAGGUCCUGCUCCCAGAAAACAACAGUACCCCCUCUCACAGGCUUCUCUGGAAGGCAUUAAGCCCGUCAUCACUACCCUUUUAAAACAAGGAAUUUUGGUGCCGUGUCAGAGCCCCUGUAACACCCCUAUUUUACCUGUUAAGAAACCUAACUCCCCUGAUUGGCGCUUUGUUCAAGAUCUCCGCCUGAUCAAUGACUAUGUGGCUCCCAUGACUCCUGUAGUACCCAGCCCCACCACCAUCCUAACCUCUAUUCCUCCCUCUACUCAGUGGUACUCUGUUGUUGACCUCUGUUCUGCUUUUUUCAGCAUCCCUGUCUCCCCAGAGUCCCAGUACCUGUUUGCUUUCACCUACGGUGGGCAUCAGUACACGUGGACUCGCCUCCCACAAGGUUUUAUUCACAGCCCCACUCUUUUUGCCCGAGCCCUUCUUACAGAUCUAGCUGACGUUCAACUCCCUGGAGGCAGUGCCUUGAUCCAGUACGUGGACGACCUGUUGGUAGCCAGCCCCACCAAAGAGGCAUGCGAAACGGACACAAGAGCUCUGUUGUUGUCAUUGGCUGAGAAGGGACACAAGGCCAGCGCCACGAAAGCCCAGCUGGUGCUACAAGAAGUGACCUACCUGGGCCAUGUUCUCAAAGGUAACACCCGCCAAGUCAGCAGUAAACGUGUUUCUGCUGUUUUGAACAUUCCAAAACCCCACACCAAGAAGCAGCUGAAGUCGUUCCUGGGUAUCCUCGGGUACUCCAGACCAUGGAUCAUGGAUUUUGCCCCUCGAGCCAGGCCCCUUCAAGACAUGCUCCUGCAGGCAGCUCCUGAGCACCUCCAAUGGACGGAGGAUGCAGAGACAGCGUUCACUGACUUAAAACAAGCACUUUCACAGGCCCCGGCGCUGGGUCUCCCUGAUUACAGCAAACCUUUCCAGUUGUACGUUCACGAACGCAAUGGGUUUGCCUCUGGUGUUCUCACUCAACAACAUGGCUCUAACAAACGCCCAGUAGGUUACUAUUCCACACGCCUUGACAACACUGAGCUGGGUUUGCCCCCGUGUCUCCGAGCUGUGGCGGCUGCUGCUUUCAUGGUAAGAACCGUGUCUGAUCUGGUACUGGACUCUCAGUGUGAACUUUAUGUUCCUCAUGCAGUGAGUGCUCUGCUUACCAGAGCCAGCACACAACACCUUUCCGCAGCCAGACAGAGUCAUUAUGAAUUGUUGCUGCUGUCUAUGCCUAAUCUUACUAUUCACAGAUCUCCAACUCUCGAUCCCUCUUCUCUCCUUCCUACUGCUGCUGACGCUCUUCUAGAAACCUGCAGGGCACCCUUGAUUCAGGUUGGGCUGUAGUUUCUCCCACUGACACCCUUCUUUCAGGUUCGUGAAGGACAACCACAACCCCUGAACGAACCAGGACAUUCACUGCAACCAGGUGACUACGUGGCUAUAAAGAUCCACCAAAG
This is a messenger RNA of Labrus mixtus (cuckoo wrasse), 2667 nucleotides long. RefSeq lists its product as uncharacterized. The record is from RefSeq and is a predicted model, not a curated record. Lineage: Eukaryota; Metazoa; Chordata; Actinopteri; Labriformes; Labridae. The transcript is spliced from 3 exons. Gene Ontology annotation, biological process: proteolysis. Gene Ontology annotation, molecular function: aspartic-type endopeptidase activity. Bases 164 to 2554 code for a protein of 796 amino acids.